UAAUAUUUCAACGCUCUAACAUUUUGAGUGUCUCUAAGAACAGAAAGAAGUAAAUAUUCAAUUGUUAUACAGAUUAUUAGCAAAAUAUAUUAAAUUUUAAUCUAUAUUAGAACAAAAUGGAUAACGUGACGACACCCAGUUUACUUCAUGAAUUUUCAUUAACCAAUCCACCGAAAGAAAUACCAGACCUUUCCAAUCACAAGAACUACAUGGCAGAGGUUUUAUGGUCUAAUUCCGACCUAUAUGAGAAACUAAGGGAUAAGAAAACUAGUUUAGGAGUUUCUUUUAUUCAGUGUAUUAAAACUGGAAUUGAUCAUCCAAGCCAUCCUCACAUAAAAACUUGCGGCAUCGUAGCAGGUGAUGAGGAAAGCUAUCAAAUGUUUGCAGAUGUGUUUGAUCCUGUAAUAAAUAGAAGACAUGAUGGAUAUUUGCCAUUUGCUCAACAUAUAAGUAAUUUAGAUUCUGCGCAGGUGAAUGAUAAAAAUAUGGAUCCGUCUGGGAAGUAUGUUUUAACCAGUCGUGUCCGCAGUGGGCGGUCUAUCCGAGGAUACAGACUUUCUCCUGCAAUUGCAUUUGAUGAAAGACGGUUAGUUGAGAAAACUAUAGUAAACUCUUUAUCAAAACUCAGUGGAGAGUUAGAAGGUGAUUACUUCCCACUUCACGGUUCUUGUUCUUAUAUUUCUAAACCCAACGGAAUGUCGGUUGAAAUGGAAGCAGACUUACGUUUAAGGGGGAUGCUUUUUCAGGAUACCAAUUCUUCUCCUUUGCACAUGUCGUCUGCAGUCUAUUGUGACUGGCCAGAUGCGAGGGGCGUAUUUCACAACAAAAAUAAAAAUGCAUUUGUCUGGGUGAAUGAGGAAGAUCAUGUAAGAGUAGUUUCAAUGGAGGGAGGAGCAGAUAUGCAAGGUGUUUUUAAACGAUUUGUGGAUUUAUUAAAGGCACUCGAAACAGAGCUUAGUUCUGAAGGAAAAGAGUUUAUGUAUAAUGAUCACUUGGGUUAUAUAGCAGCUUGUCCUUCAAAUCUUGGCACUAGCUUACGUGCAGGCUGUUUAGUCAAAAUUCCUCUUUUAUCUUCUCGGCAUGAUUUUAAAGAAAGGGUAAGCCAAAUGGGCCUUCAGGCUCGCGGUCACCGCGGAGUCGACACAGAGUCUCGUAGCGGAAUUGUGGACAUUUCUAAUGCCAACAGAUUAGGACACACUGAAGUAGAGCUGGUGAAUAUAGUAAUAAAUGGUGUAUCCCAGAUAAUUAAAUGGGAGAAAAUGCUUGAAAAUGGAGAAAAUAUUAAAUGACAAUAAAAAUAUUGCCCAAUAAUCAAGAAUAUCUUACACGUACUUGACGUUUUAUGUUAUUUUCUGUAAUUAACGUUUUUGUAGUAUCAGUGAAUGCAAUGCAUAAAGUGGACAAAUAAGGGUCUGGAUGGGGUUUACAGAAUAGAGAAUAUUGUUGAUAAGUGCAGAACAAAGGACAAGAAAAAUAAAGAAAAGAGAAAAAAUAUGACAAAAAAAUAAGGAAUAGAGAAUAACGGGGUGCUAAAAUAUCAAGAAUAGAGAAUAAUGAACAAAAUAGAUAAAGAAUAGAAAAAAGUGUUCUAAAAAAUUAAAGAAUAAAGAAAUAAGGGACACCCUAUCCCUCCCAAUCCAAACCCUCGCAAGUAGUCUUGAUGGAAUAAGGACACAAUAUUGAAGAUGUCAUUAUGAUAGUGAUCGAUGUUUGUUCGACAAUUCACAAAACAACACUGGAGUCUAAAAGAAAAAGAGUUUAUGUAUCAUACACGGGGCAUAGACGAAUUUAUCCUUCAAAGUUCGACCUUGCUUAACAUUCAUGCUGUCUUGAAAGGUUCUCUUCCCGCUAUGAAUUCAGAGAUGUGAUCAAAUUGAAUUAUAUAAAAUAUUGAAUAUAAUUCAAUUGAAAGGGAAACACAGCAGAACUAAUGAAAACAGUAAUUUGUGGUAAAUGAAGAUUAUCUAGUUGGGAAAUAAUGCCCCAUAGGUACUGCUGGUGGUGAACUGUUAGCCCCCGAAGGUAUAUCCUCUUACGUAUAUAGUGCUUCAGGAUUGUUAUUAUUCAAAGACAGAUUAUAUAGUUUCAGAUUAAAGUUAGGUCAAUUUACUAACACCUUCCCAGAAAAGUUCACCUGAGCGAAUUUGGCUGUUUAGGUAAGACCAACUUCGGAUUUGAUGCUCUAACUCUAAAGCUAAAAUAUAUAUUUGGCAUCUCCCGCUUUUAGUCUCUAACCUACUUGAUGAAGGUAACUCCAGAUACUAAUGUCAUGUGUAUUUAAAUUUGUGUUAUAUGUGUAUUUUAAUAUCAUUUGGUCACUUACAAAUGCUAGUUAACUGACAGUACUUGGUGGUACAUCGGUCUAGAAUCAUGUGCUUUGGCACUGGAAAAUUUUCAAUUGUGAUGUUUUUUACUUUAUUUUCCAUCCCUAUCUUGAGACUUGUUCAGGACACACGUGUCGUUCUCACUCAGUUAUUCAUGGUUAUUACUCGUUUAGGAUCUCAAUCUAACAUCGUGUUCUCCGAUAGAACAUGCUGAAAAUAUAGAAUUAAAUAUAAAUGUAAAAUAUUAUAAUAACAUAUAUUUAACUUGUAAUAGGAACAUCAUUGACAGCGAUACUCGAUUCUCUAUGUUCUUUUUAUUUGAAUACUUUACCCUAAUUUCUUACACUCUUUCUUUUGAAUAUUUUGGUAAGAUUUCUGUAGAAUAUUAUUCAAACGAAAGCUGAAGUCCACAUAUAUAAGCAUCUGUAAAAUCCGUAUCCCAAUUUGAAGACUCUUAGUAACGACUAUACAUUUUUGUAAAGGCAAUCUGGUUAAAUUACAGAUCAUUAGAUGUUUGUAUUUGUACUUCACUCGAACUUUAUUUCAUCGAGAAUAUAAAUGGGCUUACAAUAAAACGAAUAAAUUCUUUAUUGAUUCCUAUAAAACAUGUGUAAAUAUUUCAUUAUGUUCUGAUUAUUUACUGUUAACGCAUGUAAAAUUCUUUGUUAGAAUGCAGUUAUAA
Molecule: messenger RNA, 3006 nt
Organism: Mytilus californianus (California mussel)
Lineage: Eukaryota; Metazoa; Mollusca; Bivalvia; Mytilida; Mytilidae
Product: creatine kinase B-type-like
Exons: 2
Coding region: 117-1289 (390 amino acids)
Biological process (GO): phosphocreatine biosynthetic process
Molecular function (GO): creatine kinase activity
Source: RefSeq, a predicted model, not a curated record